UCCUCAUAGCACAGCGGCUAUAGUUUCUUGGCAUAUACUUGAAAUCUCAAAGCAUCUCUUGCUUGGCUUUCUUCGUCUUCUCUCUCCAAUUACACCAUGAAACUGAGGUUGAGAUCUCUGGAAACCAAAGAAACCCUAAGAAUGGAAGUCCCCACUCCAUGCUCUCUCCAGGAAUUCAAAGAUCUCAUUUCUCAGAGGAUUUCUUCUUCUUCUUCUUCUGCCGUACACAUCUCUCUCAAUCGCAAAAACGAACUUUAUAGUUCUUCACCGGAACAAGACUCUCUUCAAUCACUUGGUAUUACCUCCGGUGAUCUCAUCUUCUUCACCCUUAACCCCAAUGGGUUUUCCUCUGGGACCCCAAUAGCCCAACAUCAAACCCAUCAAGAACCCCGAUCAAAUGACCCUCAAGAUUCGAAAGAAACACCAAUUCCAAAACAACAAAUCACAGAUUCUGAAGCUAAGGUUGGUAGUAUUUUGGAUUUUAAUACCCAUAACGAGAAAACCCUAGAUUUGAAUACACAGAAAGAGGAAAGUUUGGAUUUGGAUUCACAAAUUGGGGAAAAUCAAGAGUACAUGGAUGUAGAUGAUGAUGGGCCUGUUGUGGAGGCUGGGAAGUCUUUUUCUGUACCUGGGUUUCUCAGGAAAGUGUUCACGCAGGAAUUGGGUGAUGAUGGUGGUCGUGAUCAUAAACUAUUGGUGAUAGCUAUUCAUGCUGUCCUCUUAGAGUCUGGCUUCAUUGGAUUCGAUCCUGUUUCCAAUAUCGAGGUUCAUGGGUUUCAGUUUCCCAAUGAAUGGCCUUCCUCGGCGUUUAGGAUGUCAUUGAGGUACACUCUUCCUGAAAUGAUCGGUCAAAUUAAUGGCAGUGUUAAUGGAAUUGAUACUGUUGUAUUGAAGUUUCAGAGUUUAGGGAAGUUCUUUAAUGUUUAUGGGUCUUUAGCUAAUGGGUCUGGAACGCAUUGGGUGCGUUUGGAUGAACACAGUUUGGUUCCCUUCUUGAAUAUUGUGUGGGCGAAUUGUGGUUCAGUUGAUGAAAUCGGGGGACAAAAUGGGAUUUCUAGUACAACCCCCGAGAGAGAGGUUUUUAAUCUUUGGAGGUCUCUGAAGGAUAGGCUUGCAUUGCCUUUAUUGAUUGAUUUAUGUGAGAAGACUGGUUUGGAACUUCCACCGUGCUUUAUGCGUCUUCCAAGUGACCUUAAACUUAAGAUUUUGGAGUCAUUGCCUGGUGUUGAUAUAGCAAAGGUGGCUUGUGUUUGCUCGGAAUUGAGGUACUUGGCCUCGAGUGAUGAUUUGUGGAAGCAAAAGUUUGGGGAGCAGUUUGGUGAUGCAGUGAGAUUGGAGGGAGGGGGCCAUUGGAAAGAUAAGUUUGGGAAGAAUUGGGAAUGGCGGAAAAGUAGGAGGAGGAGGAUGACAGUUAGGGGCAAUAGAGGAAUAUACAGAAGGGAUCCUAAUCCGUUUUUGGGUCUUCCAUUUCCACGGGUUAUUGGUGGACCUCAUGAUAUUUGGCCAGGACUGGUUGGCAACCAUUUUUCUCACAGGCAACCAGGCAGAGGGUACCCUCGUUCUCAUUGUCGGAAUCAUAUCCCUCAUUGUAAUCUGGGAGGACCUGAUGCGUAGUCUAGCAAGUUGAAGACUUUCUUGAUCAUGGUUGUGUGCCAAAAACUGAACCAUUUUGAGGUAGUAUAUAUUGAUGCAGUAAGUUUUUCGUAAAUGGCUUUGCAUUUGUUGGUGUUCUUUUAGAUGUCUUGCUUGUUCAGGAAGUUUAUGUUCAUGCUAGUAGUGUUUGAGAGUUCGAUCAGUGGAGAAAGGGACAGGCAGACAUAUGCUUAAUGUAGAUAAUUGCGCCUGGUUUCUGAUAUUUGCUGGGAUAUACUUGCUACUUGGAUAUACUUACUAUUUUUUUUUUUUUUUUUGGGUGACAGCUUUGGCAGAGCUAGAGCUGGGGUUUUAUGUGCAUAUCUUGCACUUAUGACUAUGUGUAGUAUUUAUUUCCAGCUUGUAGUGCUUGAAGUGUUAUUCGAAUCCAUUUCUCUGGGAGUAUAUGUUCUGUUUUGUCCCGAAUAUUUUUCAUGACUGGCUGUGAAGUCUGCAGCUUGGCUGUAAAAUUUGGAAGUUGCUUCC
Ilex paraguariensis (yerba mate) is the source of this 2118-nucleotide messenger RNA. NCBI's taxonomy places the organism in Eukaryota, Viridiplantae, Streptophyta, Magnoliopsida, Aquifoliales, Aquifoliaceae. The record is from the annotation of a GenBank genome assembly.